AUGCCAACCAGCCUGUGUUCCUGCAGGCCAUCCAACGUCUCUGCUAAACUACGUUCAUGCCAGCCAGCCAGCCAGCCAGCAAUAUUCCAGCCAGACAGCCUGUGCUGCUGCCAGCCAGCCUGUGUUCCUGCCAGCCAUCCAGCGUUCCUGCCAGCCAGCGUUCCUGCCUGCCAGUCAGUCAGCCAGCCAGAGCGCCUGACAGCCAGCCAUCCAGCGUUCGUGCCAGCCAGCGUUCCUGCCAGCCAGCGUUCCUGCCAGCCAGCCAGCCAGCCAGCCAGUGUUCCUGCCAGCCACCCUGGGUUCCUGUUAGCCAGCCUGAGUUCCUCCCAGCCAGCCUGCAUUCCUGCCAGCCAGCCUGAGUUCCUCCAAGCCAGCCUCCAUCCAGCAUUCCUGCCAGCCAGCGUUCCUGCCAACCUGCCAGCCAGUCACCCAGUGUGCCUGCCAGCCAGCCCGUGUCCUACAAACCAGCCUGCAUGCCUGCCAGCCAGGCAGACAAAUUUCCUGCCAGCCAGCUCCCCUGCCAGACAGCCAGCGUUCCUGCCAGGCAGCGUUCCUGACAGUCAGCGUUCCUGCCAGUUGGCCAGCCAGCCACCCACAGGUCCUGCCAGCCAGCCUGUGGUGCAGCCAGCCUGCCUGCGUUCCUACCAGCCAGCCAGCGUUCCAUCCAGCCAGAGAGCAUUCUUGCCAGCCUGUGGCAGGUAUUCCUGGCAGUCAGCCAGCAUUCCUGCCAGCCAACCCGCCAACCAGCCAGUGUUCCUGCCAGCCAGCCUGCGUUCCUGCCAGCCAGCCUGCGUUCCUGCCAGCCAGCCUGUGUUCCUGCCAGCCAGCCUGCGUUCCUGCCAGCCAGCCUGUGUUUGUGCCAGCCAGAUAGCAUUCCUGCCAGCCAGCCUUCCUGCCAGCCAGCCAGCCAGUGUUCCUGGCAGCCAGUCCGCGUACCUGCCAGCCAGUCUGCGUUACUCCCAGCCAGCCUGUGUUCCUGCCAGCCAGCCUGCGUUCCUGCCAAACAGCCUGUGUUGCUGCCAGCCAGCCUGUGUUGCUGCCAUCCAGCGUUAA
This is a messenger RNA of Schistocerca nitens (vagrant locust), 1053 nucleotides long. Its product is annotated as transcriptional regulatory protein AlgP-like. The transcript is spliced from 2 exons. The coding region runs from base 1 to 1053 and encodes 350 amino acids. The record is from RefSeq and is a predicted model, not a curated record. NCBI's taxonomy places the organism in Eukaryota, Metazoa, Arthropoda, Insecta, Orthoptera, Acrididae.